AUGCCUGUGAACAGCCUGAAAUCCGACUUUUCGGAGAUGGACUCAGACAUGGCACCCAGCUGCAGGCUCAGUGACUUGAGCAGAGGUGGGAGUUUAGAGAGUCGAAGCAGCAGUUCUCGGUCCAGAAGUUUCACGUUGGAUGAUGAGAGCCUGAAGCACCUCACACAUGAGGAAAAAGAUGUCAUCCUAUUUUUUGAAGAAACUAUUGAUUCCCUGUUUGAAGAGGACUUUGAGGAACAAGGGCUGUGUGAUAGUGGUAUACACUGCCACUCUCCAAAAUCUCUGGAAGAAAGCACGUCCAGUCAUUCUGAGCCAGAAGAUGUCAUUGAUUUAGUGCAUCCAGAACCUGCAGCUGGGGAACCUGAGUGCCCUCCAGAUGCGACUCAGAUGGCCGAACCUGUCAAAAAGGAAGACAUUCCUGUCUUGGAAUGCAGGAAGCAAAAUGCUGAGACUUCACCACCAGGCUCCACAAUUCCAGAGACCCUUCCUCUGUCACCUUCCUCUUCUGUCAACUCAAGUCCAGCCCACCCCAGGAAAGAGCUGCUGUCCCCCUCUCCUCCAGCAGAGCACCCAAAACUACCCCGCUCGGUCCCCACUCCACUUGUUAUUGCUCAGAAAAUUUCUGAGAAGUUGGCAGGAAAUGAGGCACUUUCUCCCACGUCCCCCUCGAAGGACGGCAGGCCUGGAGAAUGGAGAACACCAUCUUCUUUGUCCCCUCGAAACAGAGAUCACUUCCUGUGGUACAGACAUGUGAUACAGCCAGCACCCAAGAUCCACCGCUUCCCCAGCAACAUCAGUGUGACCAACAGUUCGGGAAAGGAAUUCAAUAAGACCAUCUCCAAAGCAGCUGUCAACGUACAAGAGCGGAAAGCCCAGGUCUUAGCCAACAUUAAUGGUGUCUCUUUUCUCACUAUGGGUGAAAUGGAAGAUAGAUCACCAAAGAGCGACCUCACUGAGCAGAGGAGGAGCUUCUCUCCGGAGCGGGUGGCCCAUGACCACAGUAAGCCAAGUCCUGCCAAGGAAGCUGUCUGCCCGGGGACAGGAGGGCAGCCCAGUAGCCAGAGAUCCAAAGCCGUGCAGACAGAACCGUCCCCAGCCUUGGCCAAUGGCUUCCAGAGCAUCCAUGAUGUCCUAAAGAGUGAGCCCAGCCCCUUUGUCUCUACUGGAAAGACUAUCACCAUCCGCCCAGACCCUGCUCUGAGUAAUAAACUUGCCCGCCAGAAUGCCGUCAAGAGCUAUUACGAGCACCGGCCACCAGGCUGUAGCCAGGAGGUUAAGAAGCGGUCAGGUUCUCUCCCCAGAGUGGUGGGCUUCAGACCCCAGGGCAUCACUGUGCAGUUCUCCGGCCGAGGCUCCACAGAAGAAGCUCGCCGAGAGGCGCUAAGGAAGCUCGGCCUCCUGAAGGAGAACUUAUGA
Messenger RNA from Elephantulus edwardii (Cape elephant shrew), 1416 nucleotides. It is a transcript of the gene PROSER2, whose product is annotated as proline and serine-rich protein 2. The coding region runs from base 1 to 1416 and encodes 471 amino acids. The transcript has 3 exons. Lineage: Eukaryota; Metazoa; Chordata; Mammalia; Macroscelidea; Macroscelididae. The record is from RefSeq and is a predicted model, not a curated record.